This is a messenger RNA of Yamadazyma jaroonii, 2274 nucleotides long. The record is from the annotation of a GenBank genome assembly. NCBI's taxonomy places the organism in Eukaryota, Fungi, Ascomycota, Pichiomycetes, Serinales, Debaryomycetaceae.
AUGUAUCCUAGUUAUGCUAGGAUACCCCAGUUUGAUGAAAGGUUUACACCUUAUGCAUCUAAAUAUUCAUUAUAUCUAUAUCGAGAACAAGGUAAAGAUUUAAAGCCAACGGCGAAAAAUAAUUACAAGUUGAAUGGUAUACCGGUAUUGUUUAUACCAGGGAAUGCUGGGAGUUAUAAACAAGCUCGAUCCAUUGCUUCUAAAACAGCCAAUUUGUAUUUCAAUAAUGAAUAUAAUGGACCUAAUACAAAUAUCCAAAAUAUGGAUUUUUUCACCGCUGAUUUCAAUGAAGAUUUCACAGCUUUCCAUGGAAGGACGAUGUUGGAUCAAGCUGAAUAUGCCAACGAAGCGAUUAAAUUUAUCUUGAGUUUAUAUGAAGAGAACAUCACGUCAGUAUUGAUCAUAGGACAUUCUAUGGGAGGUAUUGUUUCGAGAGUUUUGAUGACCUUACCCAAUUAUAAACCCCAAUCAGUCAAGUCUAUAAUAACAUUGUCGUCACCACAUAGUAAAGCUCCUUUGACUUUUGACAGAGAUAUCAUGAAAAUCUAUCAAUCAAUAAACGAAUUCUGGAAAUUGGGUUAUAGUGAUAAUGAAGAUUCCAUAAGUAAGGAGGCUCAGAAAAGAUUGAAGGAUGUUUCUCUUUUUUCAAUAACUGGUGGUUUAUUGGAUAAUAUUUUACCAGCAGAUUAUACUACAGUUGAAAAUCUUGUACCCAAAACCAAUGGUUUCACAGUAUUCACAUCAGGAAUUGAAGAUGUUUGGACUUCAAUUGACCAUUUAGCUAUUGUUUGGUGUGAUCAAUUAAGGACAGUAAUUCUGAACAUGUUGUUGGAUAUGAUUGACCCUUCUGUGGAAGAAAAGGUAAAGCCUUUGAAUGAGAGAAUGGAAAUAGCUAGACACCAUUUACUUACCUUUCAACCAAUUAACUUAAUUGAAAAAGCACAUGAUUAUGAAAAUUAUAAUUCUUAUCAAGGUGACGUUGCUUUAAUGUCUAAAAAACCUGUAAAUAUAGUGGCAUGCAACGAAACCAAUAGUUGUUAUGAUGUCAGUACUCAAAUAUCCAAAGUCCCAAAUGGUUUAUAUGCUAUGAAAUUACUGUACCCACAUGUUUACAUAUCCAAUGAAGACGUGACAGUAGGAACUUCACAGACGAUUAAUGUGGAUGUAUUAGCUUUCAAAACCAUUAAAAUCCCAAACACUCUAUUAUCAACCAUAAAUUUGAAUGUCGAUAAUAGUAUCAUAUCUUAUGAUAUUAAAUUCUCCUCUCCAGUGGUGACGAGACAGUAUAAUACCAUAGAAACUAAAUGGCAUGAUUCCCAAGAAUUCAAUUUAAAUUAUCAUGGUUCAGCUCCUUUCAUCUCAUUUAAUGAAAAUUUGAAACUUGAUGUUUGGAAUAUGGAAGAUAAAGACUUAACCAUGCACAUAUCCAUCAAUCCAUGGGUUUCAAUGAAAUUGCUCAUUAUAAGGUUUAGAUUAACUAUCAUAUCUUAUGGAUUGGUGGUGGUAUUGAUGGUGUUUUUGAAACAAAUGAACGAGGAUAAAUUUCCUAGUUUCAAUAAAACCUUAGGCGAGUUAUUGACCACCAAGAAUGUCAUGAUGUAUCUUGUGACAAGCAUUAUCAUCAAUAUGUUAAUCAACAUUCCCUUGGUCAAUAAACUCGUGAAUUUAGUGUUCCUUGAGAAUGAACCAUUAUUGAUACUUGGAGUUAAGAACUUCCAAAUCUUGAAUAUCAUGUUCAUGAUACUUUCGGUUACGUUCAACUAUAUUUUCAGUUAUGUUCUAGAAUUCUUGUCAUCAAGGAAAGUUCCUACACCUGGCCAUUCCAAAAGAUUUAGAAUGAUUGUUAGCGGGAUUUUACUUCUUUUGACAUUGAUUUACUUACCUUAUCAAGUCAUAUACAUUAUAUGUUUCUUAGUUCAAGGGUUCAAAUUAUUCAAGAAGAAUUCUCAUUUCAACAUCACCAUCUUCUUAAUGAUGUUAUGGAUAAUACCAAUCAACGUCCCUAUCAUCAUUGUUUUGAUUCAUAAUAUUUCCAUCAACUGGAGAACUUCAUUCUCCUCACAUCAUAACAUCUUAUCAAUUCUUCCAAUAUUCACCUUCACCAACCUUUACAAUUAUAAAUUCAAACCAUCCCCAUUAAUCAAAGCAUUCGUUUGUUAUUGGAUAGGUUAUAAUUGGCUUUAUGGAUCGAUAAACACAUUUUUCAUGUUCCAUUUAUUCAAUUAUUUCUGUGUGUUAUUGUUGAUAGAUUAUGGAGUAGAGAAGUACUUAUAA